AUGGCGGCGGCGGGCCGGUGGCGGGCCGGGCUGGCGCUGCUGGCGGUGGCGCUGGGGCUGGGGGGGCCGCGGGCCGAGCAGACGGAGGAGCACCUCAAGCGGGAGCACUCGCUCUCCAAGCCGUACCAGGGUGUGGGCUCGGCCAGCUCGGGGCUGUGGGACCUGCUGGGCAACGCCAUGGUCAUGACCCACUAUAUCCGCCUCACCCCCGACGUGCAGAGCAAGCAGGGAGCUAUCUGGAACCGAGUGCCAUGUUACCUCCGAGACUGGGAGAUGCAGGUGCAUUUUAAAAUCCACGGGCAAGGCAAGAAAAACCUGAACGGAGACGGCUUUGCCAUCUGGUACACCAAAGAUCGCAUGCAGCCAGGACCUGUCUUUGGAAGCAAGGAUAACUUCCUGGGCCUAGGAGUGUUCGUGGACACCUACCCAAACGAGGAGAAGCAGCAGGAGCGCGUCUUCCCCUACAUCUCGGCCAUGGUGAACAACGGCUCCCUCACCUACGACCACGACCGGGACGGGCGACCGACGGAAUUAGGGGGCUGCACGGCCAUGGUGCGCAACCUCAACCACGACACCUUCCUGGUGAUCCGCUACGUGAAGAGGAGACUGACGGUGUUGAUCGAUAUCGACGGUAAGCACGAGUGGAGAGACUGCAUCGAUGUGCCAGGCGUGCGCUUGCCCCGCGGCUACUACUUUGGGACUUCUUCUGUCACCGGAGACCUGUCAGACAACCACGACAUCAUUUCGCUGAAGCUUUACCAGCUGACGGUGGAGCGAACGCCGGAGGAGGAGAAGCGGGACAGAGAAGUCUAUCUGCCGGUCGUGGACAACCUGAAGCUGCCGGGAAUGGAGGCACCGCUGGAGCCCAUGAGUGGCCUGGCUCUCUUCUUAAUCGUCUUCUUCUCCCUCGUUGCCAUCGUUUUCGCCAUCGUCAUUGGAGUCAUCGUCUACAACAAGUGGCAGGAGCAGAGCCGAAAACACUUCUAUUGACUUGGGAACCCCGCCGGGAUGGCCCGGUGCUAGUCCUUGCUAGCCACAUCCCGACUCCCACCCAUCCCAGACUGCCCAGAGCGUGAUGGACCGACCCUCACCGCAGGGACCCUCGUGUCCCCCAAAAACCCCAGCGGGGACGGCUGCCGUUUCUUCGCGGGCUCCAGAACUCCCAUGUCGCUCCCGGUGGGAGCGGGGAUCCCCAGCGUGGCGUGCGAUGGACUGGGAACCGAGCGCCGCGGCGACGGACCUGCCGUCUCCCGAAGGACCUUUGCUUUGUGAGUUGUUUAGGAGGACGGGCUGUGCCGCGGGGCGCCGGCGGCGCUGAGCCGUGUCUCUGCCGUACGGGGAGCCCCAACGUGGGCAGAAGUCGCCACCUCGGCUGUGAAAUCCCGGCUGAGAGGGAUGCCAGCGAGCGAGGCCUGGCCGAGCGCCUGCUUUCCUCGCCAGAUUCCUACGGUAACCUGUUGCAGCGUUACCAGUAAUCCUCGCAACCCCUUGUCUCAAGCAAUUUCAUCUCCAGGAGGGAUUUUCCAAGCGAUUCAUCCUGCUCCGGCUGCUUUCCAUCACCUGCUUUAGGCUGUUUUUGGAGACCGGACUGCUUUUCUUUGUACUUUGAAAUCCCCCGCCGCCGUGCAACCCCUCUCUGCCCCGCUAGUUGCCGGAGUUUGGUGUUUUGGGGCAAGAGUUGCUGACGGUUUUCCCCGGCAGUGAGGUAGGUGAAGCCGGGAACCUUCCUGGCUGCCAGACUCAUCCCUUGGGGAGCAGCCGGUCCCCUCCGCGAAGCCAACGUGGGGCAGCCCCUCGCUGCAAACCCCUCCUCGGUUCGGGGUGUAACGCCGGGUUCCCCACUUUUAAUAACCGUUUGCUGCCGAGUCUCGGGGCUCGGCCCCUCUCCCCGUUCCGUAGGGCUGCCGCCGAGCGUGCCAUCGCCUCGGCACGCCUCCCGUCCCGGCGCGGCCUCCUCCACCGGUGCUGUUUGCAUGUCGUGUCGUGGCUUCUGGCAGCUUUUCCCCUCAGUGCUCGCUGCAUCCCGGGGCCGCUCCGAGGAGGAGCUGAGCCUCGUGGGGUGAUUCCCCUGCUUCUCGGAGCCGGAGUUCUCGCUGCCUUUCAGGGAGUCGUAGUUUAUUCCUACCUCAGGGACUGCUUUGGUCAAUGAUUUCGCUCCGUUUCUCUCGCCGGUCGUCGCAGCCGCCUUCGCCCCUGGGGGGCUCCGUCGAUCGCUUGCAAGGUGAUGGCACGGAGGGUGCGGGGUCCCCAGGGGGAUCCAGGAGAGGGAGACAGUAGGUCAGUUUGUCCCAGGGGAGUCUUAGUGGCUCUGGGGACAUCAAGAUGGCAAAUUUGCCACCUUGCCAGCCCCAUCAUUGGCAGCACCCUCCUCGACGGUGUCCUGGGGAGCUGUGUCCUUGUCCCACUGCUUUCCAGGACACUCGCACCCAGGAGGGAGCCCCGGGGGGGUCCCAGUGGUAGCUGGGGCAGGGGGACACACGUGUGGCCGGCGGUUUUGCGGCAGGAUGCUGUCGCCGGGGUAGGUGGGAGCUUUUUUCAAGUGCCCAAUGCUGGUUGUGGCGUGACAGGACAGUUUUUCUGGUGUUUUGCCUCUUUUUGCCUGAUAACCAGGAGUGAAACGUGCGUGCCUCUCCCUGGAGCUGUAACUGGUGUCUUGGAAUAAACUUUGGGGGGGUGUGUGUGACAUGGCCGUGCUCCUUGUCACCGCCGAGUCCCCUGAAUACAGCGUUUCCUCCCCAAACCGAUGUCAGGGGCCAUG
Messenger RNA from Gymnogyps californianus (California condor), 2758 nucleotides. RefSeq names its product lectin, mannose binding 2 like (gene LMAN2L). The transcript has 8 exons. Lineage: Eukaryota; Metazoa; Chordata; Aves; Accipitriformes; Cathartidae. Gene Ontology annotation, cellular component: COPII-coated ER to Golgi transport vesicle; endoplasmic reticulum-Golgi intermediate compartment; endoplasmic reticulum membrane. The coding region runs from base 1 to 990 and encodes 329 amino acids. Gene Ontology annotation, molecular function: D-mannose binding. The record is from RefSeq and is a predicted model, not a curated record. Gene Ontology annotation, biological process: Golgi organization; endoplasmic reticulum organization; endoplasmic reticulum to Golgi vesicle-mediated transport.